AAACGAGCAUAGAAAGAACACAAGUCACCACCUUAAAACUCUGCCUCUACACCUGCAAAAAGAGAACAAAGAAGCCAGGAGUAGGAAGAAGUGACCGCUUAUCUAAUCCCCUACAUAUUAAUGUUUAGGGUAAAAAAAUCCCCAUCAAAUUUGUUUUGUUUUAUUUUUUUACACUUUUAAAAAUAAAGGGUAGAUUUGUGGAGUGUAAAACGUAUUAUCUUGUCUACAGAUAUCAUAUAAAAUACUUUUUGCUACGUACUUUGACUUAACAAAAAGUGAAAAUGUCCAAGGAGUGAGAAUAGUUUAGUCACUUUUAUCAAAUUAGGUGUAUUUUACAAAUAGCAUUAUGCUUUCCGAGAAGAAGGAAUUGGGCUAGGUACGACAAAUGAUGGUUCCUCUACACCAGCGGUCCCCAACCUUUUUAGUCGCGGGAAGUAGUUCAUUAUUUCUUGCACAGCCCGGUAGGCCCGGUGGUUGGGGACCACUGCUCUACACCACAGGCAUAAUGUUGUCUUUCAAAACAAAAAUGCCCAGCAGUUUUACUCAAAGCAUGCCCGACGGCUCCUACAAAAAAAACAAAAACAAUCUGCCAUGUUGAAAAUGUCAUUUUCAGUAGGCAACAGUGGAAUUCAGCUUUCAAAUAAAAGAAAAUCAAGUUUGAGUUUGAAUUAAAACAACAAAUCCAAUUGUAAGGGUCCCUCUCUUUGUGUGUCCGCAUACUGAGCUGUCCUGUGAUUCACCUUGUGCCUUUGAAAUUAUUCACAAGGCAGUUACGCUCAGCUAUGCAUCCAUUAAGCACCAUCUGCAGUCGGCCGGGUUAAGAAUGAAGGGAGGGUAGAGAGGUGCGCGACAGCUGAUGGAGAGACGGGGAAAGAGAGAGAGUGGGGAAAUGGUUGAAUAACAGGUGACGGCGAAGGAGAAUAGAUGAGGGCAGCAGAUAAAGUGAGCACUAAAAGCAGUGGAUUGGAUGGAUGUUGAAAGCAGGACUCGCUGUGCAUGUAUUUUGCAUACCAUCUGUGUGAGGAAUCAGGGGUUUUGCUCAGUGUGUGUGUGUGUGUGUAGCUACAGGAGCCAGAGCAUGUGCUUGUGUCAGUGCAUCACUGCAGGUUCGAGCCUUUGUUGAAUUUUAUCCACAGAUGACCUGCUGAAACGGGCUCCCCCGUUCGCCGCCCUCUGCUGCUGCGUUGCCCCAGCAACAGACGAGUCAGGCCGGUUGUAAUUGGGGUCUGCCGUGUUCCCUGCUGCAACAAGAGGUCAUGUUGGAAGUCCAGUUCAUAUUCAUGACAAGCUGCCGAGCAGGGACUCCCCAAUAUAUGGACACCAUUAGUCCUGGACUGAUAGAAUAGACUUUCCAAAGGGACAAUCCAGCCCCGACUACAAGAUGUGCUGUCAUUUCCUCCAUCCCCCCUGGGGGCACCAAAAGCUUUAACUGCACAGGAAUGACGGGUCGGAUGUUGACCGUGAAGAUCAGCACCUCAUACGACUUUCUGACAAUGUGUGAGCUAGAAAUCUAUGGAGAACCUGCUGCUCCCUCGCCAUCCUUCAACGCAGUGGUGAUGGGACGGAGAGUAGCCGUAGUGCAGAAGAAGCUGUGCUGGUCGGACGCCUUGUUGUACUGCAGGGAACACUACUGGGACCUCCUCAGCGUUCGCAGUGAGCAGGAGCAGAGAGGGUUGGAGGAGGUGUUGAGAAACACAACCUUCCUGACAAACGACCCCUCCGUUUCUUCCGGACAUGUGUGGCUGGGACUGCGCAGGCGUCUGAUGGGGAGCUCGUGGUUUUGGAUGUCUGGUGCUUCUGUGAGCUACAUUUACUGGAAAGAACAACACAUCUGGCAGGUCACAAGUCCCUGCGGUGGCGUGGACGCCGGCGACUCGUUCUACUGGAGGAAUUUUCCGUGCGGCGAUCACCUCUAUUUUGUCUGCCUGAAAGAAUUUGAGGAAAAUGGGGAGCGUGUGGAAUUCUACAGUUUCACCAGACAGUAAACGUCCCCGGGAAGACAAACUCUGGUUUCACUCACUUCGCUCGGUCUGAGCUCUCUGUAGCAUGCGGUCUUUUCAGGACAGCAGACUUAGAAGUUUAGAAAUUAUACCACAAAACACAUUUCUCCUGCACGGUAAAUUGGAAUGCUUUGCUCUUUUUGGGUGUUAGAAGUGGCAGUACUGGGAUGUGCUGUGGUGGCGCAGGGGUUAAGCACAACCCACAUAAGGAGGCCUUA
This is a messenger RNA of Xiphophorus maculatus (southern platyfish), 2218 nucleotides long. RefSeq names its product transmembrane protein 47-like. The coding region runs from base 1440 to 1985 and encodes 181 amino acids. The transcript is spliced from 5 exons. The record is from RefSeq and is a predicted model, not a curated record. Gene Ontology annotation, cellular component: cell-cell junction; membrane. Gene Ontology annotation, biological process: cell-cell adhesion. Lineage: Eukaryota; Metazoa; Chordata; Actinopteri; Cyprinodontiformes; Poeciliidae.